AUGUUGGCCUCGGCUGAGCUGGCAGCUCUUCUGUGCAUUUUGCCUGAGGCCACUCACGUGGCUGCAGUCAUCCGGCAGCUGCAUGGGGCUGGGUGGUCCAAGCCAGCUAGCCUCUCCAGGAGAGUUCUCAAGAAUGGGUGGUCCAAGGAGCAGGUGCCAGUUGGAUCCUUCAUCAUCAGGGGCCUCACUGUAAUUCUGCCCUCACUCAGCCCCUACACCAAGUUAGCCAGUACAAUCAACCAGACCACAACCCACAACAACCCAGUGCCCAUCCCAGAUGAUGGCAACAUGCCCAAUUUGCCCAACCAUCCCGAGGACCCCCAGGACCCAAGCUUGGAGUGGCUAAAGAAUCUGUGA
Molecule: messenger RNA, 357 nt
Organism: Choloepus didactylus (southern two-toed sloth)
Lineage: Eukaryota; Metazoa; Chordata; Mammalia; Pilosa; Megalonychidae
Product: NADH dehydrogenase [ubiquinone] 1 alpha subcomplex subunit 3-like
Exons: 2
Coding region: 1-357 (118 amino acids)
Cellular component (GO): mitochondrial inner membrane
Source: RefSeq, a predicted model, not a curated record